Xenia sp. Carnegie-2017 is the source of this 4061-nucleotide messenger RNA. Its product is annotated as zinc finger CCCH domain-containing protein 18-like. Lineage: Eukaryota; Metazoa; Cnidaria; Anthozoa; Malacalcyonacea; Xeniidae. Gene Ontology annotation, molecular function: metal ion binding. The record is from RefSeq and is a predicted model, not a curated record. The transcript is spliced from 18 exons. The coding region runs from base 256 to 3396 and encodes 1046 amino acids.
CCAACUAACUACCUGACGGAUUGAAUUUCGGUGUACCACGGCAUGCUUUUUGCAAAAUGGCGAACGUUUGUGUGCCGUGAUCGUCCAAUAACAGCGAAAAAAACUCCAUUGCACUGUGCUUGAAGCUAUUGUUUUCAACCUUAAAAGUAUUUCACAUUUCAAGAUAGAAGUUUUCUUGCGAAAAUUUCAUUCUGCAGCUUUAUGAGAUAAACAAGAACCUUUGUAAAUCAUAUAAUCAAAGUUAUUUCCGUGAAAAUGUCUUACAAUGGUGGAAAAGAGAAAAACAGCAUUAAUGUGCAGGCCACUGCAGAUGACAUGUCAACCAUUACCAAAAAUGAUGCGCUAAAAAUGGAUGGCCUCUCAUUGAAAGAUGUCGAUUCAUCAAUUAAAGACACCGGUCUUGAUUUGGAUGAAGGAGAGUUAGACUAUGAUGAAGAGGAUGGUGAAAUUCCCGAGGAUAAACUAGCACCUGCCAUUAAGGAAUCUUCGUCUAAUGUUGAGAUGAAUGCUCUUAGCGAUAAGUUGGAGAAAGUCAUGGAAGAUGGUGAAAUGGCAGAUAGUGAUGUUGAAGAAGGAGAAAUCCAAGAUGAAGGAGAAGAAGGAGAGAUUUUAUCUGAUGACGAGGCACAAGGGAAAAAAUAUGGUAAAAGAGCAGAGGUUGGAGAAUUAGAGGAGGGCGAAGUGUAUGAACCUGGACAGCAAGAUUUUACUCAGAGAAAGUUGUGUCGAUACUACAGUUUUUCUGGUCAUUGCUCUUGGGGUAUGGGCUGUAAAUUUCUCCAUCCUGGUUUCAAUGAUAAAGGCUCAUAUGUGAUGUUACCUAAUCCUGGAUUGUAUCCAACACCCGUUAAACCUCAGACAACAUCAAGUGAGAAACAAACUGAUAAAGCAUUAUCACCUACACAAGUUUACCCAGAAGAGCCUCUUGAAACAACCAAGGCCAGUGCAAAAAGCGAACGUCUUGCAACGGAACGACUUCUUCGUACUACUAAAGAAACGCCAUGGGAGAAGGGACUUCGUUUAGCCAAAGAGCGCAAAAAGAUGGCGCAAGAGAAGCGUGGAUCGGAUGCCGAAUUUGAGCAAAAGAAAAUGACGUUAGGUAUAACUGUGGAUAUACGUGAACAAGAUGGGAACAAAGAAAACAUGCGCAGGGACGUACGGGAUCUAAGAAAUAAGUUAAUAAGGAAGGAGAGAGGUUUGUCGCAAGAUGAUCAAAUCAGACGUGGCAGAGAGGUUGACACGCGUUCAAGACCUUCAGAUGAAUACCGAUCAACUAAGGAGAAAGACAGAAGAAAGCGUCGUGAUCAAUCGACGUCACCUGAUAGGAAAGAGGAGGAUAGACGGCGUCGCGAGGAGAAAGACUUGGAGAAGGAGAAACAACAACGUGAUGUAGACAGAGAAAAAGAACGCGAAAGGGAACGAGAAAAGCUUCGCUUGAAAGAAAAAGAGGAUGAUGAAAGGAAGGAAAAAGAAAAGGAAAGUCAACGUGAGAAAGAUCGUGAGAAAGAUAGAGAGAGAGAAAGAACGACGACGGCAGUUGGCUGCUGCAGCUGCGUAACCAAGACAACGACGAAAUUUGGACAAUCAGGGGACACUUGGGUAGAUCCAUGGAGACGAGCGCCUUCGCCAAAGGCCCGUAAACGAUCUUCGUCGAGCUCGUCUCAGUCCUCCUCGUCUUCAUCGCAAUCCAGUUCUCCAUCUAGGUCACCUUCUCCUUCGAAGUCAAAGAUUUCCGAACCAUCAAAACAUUCUAGAACUGCGUCCGAAGAAUCAGAGAGUAGCUCGUCCGAUGAAGAUGAAGAUGAUAAGAAAGCUGUUUCUUCUAAAGAACCAUCACAACUUUCUACCACAGAUAAAGAAACUUUGCAACACGGAAAACGAGAUGAGGAAAAGUCUUCAAAUGAUAAAACGACUGAACGGGAUCAGAAAGAAAUUGACUCGAAGUCAAAGUCACUCAUAGAAGCUGUAGAUAUAUCACCACCUCGUGACACAUCACGGGAGAAGUCACGUGACACGAUACGUCACAAAACAAAAGGGGAUGAAUCGGUUGUGAGUAGAACCGAUGGCAAGUCGAAGAUAUCUAGAUUAAGUGAAGAAAAAGCUGAAAAACCAUCGCAGCAGGAACCAGUAUUGAAACCGAGCAACAGCGAAUCAAAGAUAAUGUCGGUACGCGAUGCCAGUCCUAUCAGCUCAGCAAGUAGUGGAAGCAGCAGUGACGAUGAUGAUGAUGAUGAAAGCGGAAGUGAAGAAAGCGGAAGCGAUUCUGAAGGAGAUGAUAAUGAGAAACAGGAGAAGAAGACGAAGAAAGUUGAGAAGAUGGAUGUGGAUAAAAAAGUAGAUGCUGUUAAGAAAGAGGAAAGUUUCAAGAAAACGGAAAUGUCACGUAGAGAAAGCAAGAUUGAGGAUAUUUCCGAUGACGAAAAUAUGAAAAUGAAUGAUGACGAUGAUGGUGAAGAUGAUGAUGAUGAAAGUGGAAGCUCUAGUGAAGAAAGUUCUAGUGCAGAAUCCGAUGAAAGCGACGAAGACGAGGAGAAUAGUAGCGAGAGUGAAUCAGAAUCAGCAAGCGAAGAAGAGGAAGCUAAAGAGAACGUGAGGAAAGAUUCACGAAAGAAAGAGGAGUCGUCACAACUGAAAUCACGGCCUGUUGAAAAACAUCGUGGCGAGAAACAUGUCGGACAAACGUCACGACAUAAUAAUCACCAUGAAGAAAGUAGAUCAAGUAAAGCAGCCUCGUCUCCAAAGUAUGAGCAUUUUUUAAGUUUAUUUUUAUUUGCCAAUUCUUCUGAUCAAAGAAAAUCGUCAGAUCAAAGGCGUUCUUCAUCUGAUCAGAGGAAACAAAAUGAUGCCCACCAACAAUCUGAUACACGCAGGCUUGCUGAUUCUCGAAAAGACCCGGAUGCUCGGAAGCAGUCGGAGUCACGUAAAACCUCAGAUUCUCGGAAGCCGACAACAGACCCUCGCAAAGAGUCGAGAUACAGUCGUCAAACCUCGCCAGUGCAUUCAAAAAGCAAUAGUAUAUCAUCAUCGAAAGAUCAUCAUAGCCACACAAACAGCUCCUUGCGCGGUAGUUCUCAAUAUUCUAGUUCUCGUAGUAACCAUUCUAGUUCUAAGCACGAUUUUAACAAAACACGUGAUAAAUCACGCGAUCAUACACGUGAUAAAUCUCACGACAAAGCACAUGAACAUUCACGUAAAGAGACUUCUGAUCCGCGCAAGCGCUCGCGUGAAGAUAGUGAGUCUGGCGGUAGAAAUUCAAAAAAUAACGCGCAACACGAUGUUGCCAGUAAAACUGGUACCAAGUCCCCCACGACGUCUUCCAGCAGACGUGAGGAGCUACUGCGGGAACUACGGGCGGUAGAAAGUGCUAUUGAACGCAAGCGAGCUAAAAUUGAAUAAUCUUUUGUUCAACUGCACCUUGUCUAAAACAUCUUGCUGUAGUUUAAUGAAGGGCUAAGAAAGUCAGUGUUUUGUAUAAGUCAGAAUGUCUCUUUUAUCAAUAACAAUUUAAGCAUUAACCUAAUUAAUAUUUCUGCUCAUUAAACUCUAGCAUUUAAGACAUUUUGGUUGAAGAAUUGCGGUUUGGAAAGGUCACUCAAUAAAUUAUCGUCAUUGUUGACUGGUUUAAGAUUGUGAUUUAAGAUUGUGGUUUAAGAUUGUGAUUUAAGAUUGUGGCUUAAGAUUGUGAUUUAUGUAAUGCAUAAUAGAUUCCUUUCAUCAUCAUUAGUUGAUGAUGAGUUCCGCGUUCGACAACUCUGCCUUUACGUAAAACCAAUAUAGCGUCAGCAUUUUGAAUUGUAGACAAACGAUGAGCUAUGAUUAUAGUUGUACGACCAAUGCUUGCUUUUUCCAACGCUUCUUGAACAAUCUGUUUGAAAAUGAAUGAACAGAAUAGAUGAAAUCUCAUAAAAUGCCCUGAACACAUGACAAUAUAGGCAAUAAAACAUUCAAAGCGUUGAUACGAGAAGAAUACUUUGGUAUAUGUGUUUAUUUGCUUCGCACGUAACUAAAACCUUUUAACUGUGUAUAGAAAGUUUCAUUAAAACUUUUGCUUUUGGAAUAAA